AUGGCGGUUGGUAGCUUGAUUUUCAGCUCUCGGGCAAUUUGCCUUAUUUUGUAUCUCUAUCUUAUUCUUGGAGACCUAACUUGUACUAAAAGCACUUGUAAGCUAUCGCUGAAGAACGGCGCAGUGUUGACAUGCUCAAUGGAAGCUCCUGUCGUGAAAAUUCCGUGUGUUUCAAGAUGCCGACGAUCAACGGUCAAAACGCAACCGUUAUCCAUCAGACGCAAAGUGGCUGUUGGAACACAAAUACUUGUUCAGGCCUCCAUCGCGACCUUAUUGCUACAAUUGUCUGGAGAUAUACACUGUAAUCCUGGACCUAUAGAUAUGACAAAGAGCAACAAACGAUGUCUGUCUUUUAACGCAAGGAGCCUAUGCAGCACAAAUAAACUCUCUGACGGUACGAUCAUAAACAACUUACGUUCAUUUCAAAACAUGGUAUACGCAGAGAACUUAGACCUUGUAGCAGUCACGGAGACCUGGCUGAAAGAUUCCAUUAGCGACAAGGAAAUUCUACCAUAUGGUUAUCAUAUUUUACGAAAAGAUCGUGCGACUAACAUGCGUGGAGGGGGAGUGUUGUUAGCGCUGCGUAACGACAUUGAAUACAACCAAAUAACAUCUGAACAUUGGUCGGAACUUGAAAUCGUUGCCGCUGAGUUUUUAGACAACGCUGGCACUAAAUGCCUUGUUUCAAUAUGCUACCGUCCACCGAACUGUAAUCUUGCGGCGUGGCUGGAUCUGUUUACAAAAUUUCUACAGCUGACGGAGUGUUAUGAUAAAGUACUUAUUACUGGUGAUUUUAACUUUCCGGAGUUAACAUGGGAGUCAAAUUUGGUAUCAAACUCAACUGAACUAACGUCUGCUUCGGCCGUAGAGUUUCGUGAACUUAUUUAUGAUUUCUACCUACAACAAACUAACACACAUCCAAUGCGACUGGCUAAUAUUCUUGAUUUAAUCAUCACAAAUUGUCCUGAAACCAUUUCUGACAUAUCGUGUAUAUCGCCAAUUGAUAUGGACAUGUUUAGCGAUCACAAACUACUGUUCUUUGAUUUUUGUUUGCAUACUAAAGCAACAUGUUUGGAUUCACGUAAAGUUUUCAAUUAUCGAUUGGCAGAUUGGGAAGGUUUGUUUGAAAAACUCUCGCAAAUCGACAUAACUUCAAACGUUGUUUUGACUGGCGACAGUGGCGCAAGUGAUGGCGACGCGCGUAACCACGCAAGUGCUUACAACGUCACGACUGAGAACAUCGAUGAGAUAUGGCGCUGCUGGAAUGAGCUUUUUUUAAAAGCAGUAACUCAAUAUAUCCCAACCAAAACUAUACGCAGGCGCAAUACACCUCCGUGGUUCGAUAGUGAACUAAAACACCUUAUAAAUAAGAAAGAGACGGCUAGAAGGAAAGCUAAAAUAACCGGGAAAACUCAACAUGUCGAAAAAUAUCGUCUGCUACGUCGUUUGACAAAAAAAUUAAUCUCAAAAAAACGUUACGACUUUUAUCAAACUUUACCUAAUGUUUUAAAACGCAACCCUAAGAGAUUCUGGUCUGUGUUUAAGACGGUGUCCAACUCAUCCAGUGUUCCAAAUAAACUCUACUGGUCACAUGAUGACAUUACGUCCACAGCAGAAACCCCUACUGAUAUCGCCAACUUGCUGAACACUUACUUCAACUCCAUGUUUAAAUCUCCAUUGACAAAUGAACAAUACGAACAUUAUACCGUUGAUGUAGAGUUAUGUGAGGCAUUAGACGAAAUAUUGAUUUCGCCAGAUGAAGUCGAAGCAGUACUGCAAUCAUUAGACACGGAGAAAGCCUGA
Dendronephthya gigantea is the source of this 1803-nucleotide messenger RNA. RefSeq lists its product as uncharacterized. Gene Ontology annotation, molecular function: catalytic activity. Lineage: Eukaryota; Metazoa; Cnidaria; Anthozoa; Malacalcyonacea; Nephtheidae. The record is from RefSeq and is a predicted model, not a curated record. Bases 1 to 1803 code for a protein of 600 amino acids. The transcript has a single exon.